AAAACCACAGGGAAAGGUGCUGCACGGAAGAGGAUGCAGGACGCUGGGCUGUACAGCCGUCAUCCCUCUGGGGAUCCUCUGUUGAAGCCUUACGCCCAUUACCUUAAGUCUACGCUGGGCCUGCGCAAUCAUGGGCAGGAUGUGGACACGGUUGCCCGGUUCCUAUACUUCAUGAAUCCACAAUGUGCCUGCCUGGACUUUGUCAAUGACAUUGAGAAGGUACAAUCUUACUUUGACAAGCUCUUAGAAGUCAAUCUCUCUCACCAGACUCGCUUAAAUUGCAUCCAGCGUAUUCGACGGUUCGUAAAGUACAAUAUGCGCUCCACCAACCUUUCCAUCAGGCAGCCUGAGCUGUACAAAAAGUGCAAGUUCUUCCUCAUCGCCACGGAGGACAUCCAAAAGAUCCUGUCCAAGCGUCUCUCAAGAGACCGGGUUGACAAGAGGUACGCAGCCUUGAGCCAAAAAUCACCCAGCCCGUCCGAAUGCCGAGCAGUCCUCAGGGACGCCAAGAGCAUGUUUUUGAAGUGCAUAGCCCAAGCCCGGGCCAACUGUGCAACCUCCUAUCAGCAAACUGAAAUUAUCCUCUACCUAGAGUGCCUUCUUGUGUUAAAGCAUCUUCAGCGACCGGGGGUGGGAGAGUGGGAUGAGAGGAUUCACCAUGAGUACGAAGGUCAAAAACUAUGUGUGAUCGGUGUAAGAACUCAUAAGACCUCUACUCAGCAAGUUGCUGCUUUCGCACUUGAUAAUGAUGAAGAGUCGUGGUUUCAGGCCUACUAUGAAACAGUCCGGCCAUUGCUAACCAGAAGCGACGAAUACGAUCCCAUGGCUAAAUUCUUCCUUUCAUCAGUGGGAACUGAGCGACAUACUGUUUCAAGAGACAUCAAGAGCUACCAAACAAAAUAUAACCUCCCCGAUAUCUCCAGUCAGGUGGUCAGGAAGGUUUGUGAAACAUGGACGCUUGCAAGAUACACUGAUCCUGAAAAGUCUCUCUUUGCAAAGUACUUGGCACACACAAACUCCAUGGCGGAAAGGCACUACCGAGAGAAAGUGCUGGAUGACAUAUGUCAUGGUUACAAGCUGGUGAAAAGAUCUUGUGGUAGUGAUGCGGGCCAGACCACAGCUGCCGCUGGCCCCCCAGGAUAAAAUAAACAUGGUGGAGAGGGAGAUGGGAUGUCUGCCCAACA
Bufo gargarizans (Asiatic toad) is the source of this 1184-nucleotide messenger RNA. RefSeq lists its product as uncharacterized. NCBI's taxonomy places the organism in Eukaryota, Metazoa, Chordata, Amphibia, Anura, Bufonidae. Bases 34 to 1143 code for a protein of 369 amino acids. The transcript is spliced from 5 exons. The record is from RefSeq and is a predicted model, not a curated record.